UAUACAUCUCGAUAUGUUGCUUCGAUCGACAUGCUCCGUCACGCCUUGGUGUUUCCUCUCUUGAUGCACACCGAGCUAAGAGAAACUCUGGCAGCUUGCUGAGGAGAAACAUGAGGGGAUUCUGAUCGAUAUAUCCUGUCUCCAACACCAAGAGCGGGGAUGGUGAUAUCAACGAUGCGCGGCCCCAUUCUACUGAAUGAAAGCAUCAAUGGCCACGGUCAAUCUCUACUCAGGUACAGUACAUGCUCAUAAUCUAACCGAACUCUCCAGACAACAAAGGUUGAACUCGAGACCAUGUCCAGCUCAGUAGACGUUCUCCAGUCUAUCGACGACGAGCAGAUCUUGGCCAUCAAUCGUGCCAUCCUCCAUGAUGCGGAAUUCUUUGCCGCUGCUGAUGGAGUAGAUCUCUGCUUUGCCCUGUCUUGCGCAGACAGUGAUGCAAGCCUCGUCUUUGUGGUCGAAAAUGGAAUCACCACAAUACAUCGACCGGCUGCAUCGCACCCUACACCUCACUUCCGACUUCAAGCCACCACCGAACAUUGGUCUCAGGUCUUUGCUGCCACGCCACAGCCACCCUUUCAGUCGUACUGGGGCAUGUUGCGAAUACUAGGCCGUGACGCCGGGGUCGAGGUUCUAGGUGAUCAGACUGCCUUCAGCCGCCAUGCCCGGAUAUGGCGGAUUGCAUUGGAUCGAGCCCGAGACGGCCUACAUCCACCACCAUCAAGCGAUUCUGCAGAACAAGACUUUACACCCGACGAUGAAACAGAUGAUGAUUCCAUCAUUGGUCAUUAUCUCUGGCUCACAUUGCCCUCCGUUGGCAAAUGCAAAAUCUUUUACGAGGUCGCAGGUCAAGGUUCACAGCAUAUCCUGUUCCUCCAUACUGCUGGCGCUGAUGCCAGACAGUACCAUUCAUUGAUGCUGAAUAGAGACUUGCAGAAAAAAUGUACCAUGUACGCAUUUGACCUGCCCGGCCAUGGACGAUCAUUCCCUGGCCAACAUCAGUACCCUGGGGCCUACGCCAAUUCAGAAGCAUUUUAUAUUGCCGCCAUCAACCAGGUCAUCUCUCGUCUGAAACUUCAAAGGGUGAUUGUGUCGGGGGCCAGCAUGGGUGGGCAAGUGUGUCUUGCCGUUGCUCUUCGCGCCAGAGAGCUCGGAGUUGGCGGUGUGAUUCCGUGUGAAGCCUGUGAUUAUAUCGCCCAAGACCGAGCCCAAAAGAUCUACUCACUCGUCGGAGAUGAAGCCAUUCUUAACCCGGAAAGAGUAUGCGGAAUGUUAUCACCAAGUUCCCCUGCCAUCUACAAGCGACUCAACUGGUGGAUAUACUCUUCUCAAGCCACAAACAUCUUCCCUGGCGACCUGAAGUUCUAUUUUGAGGGUUGGGACGGGCGUGGAAGAAUGUCGCAGAUCGACACCAGGAUUUGCCCGGUAUACAUGCUCACUGGGGAGUACGAUUACAGCUGCUCGCCUGCCAUGAGUCGGGUUACCGCAGCCAAAAUCAAAGGAGCGGUCUUUGAAGAGAUGCGUGGUUUAGGACACUUCCCUGCCAGUGAAGACCCUGAACGCUUCUUGCCGUACUUCAACAAGGCUUUGGACCACGUGCAAAAGAACAUGGCGAGUAUGUAAAGCAAAA
This is a messenger RNA of Exophiala mesophila, 1630 nucleotides long. RefSeq lists its product as uncharacterized. NCBI's taxonomy places the organism in Eukaryota, Fungi, Ascomycota, Eurotiomycetes, Chaetothyriales, Herpotrichiellaceae. The record is from RefSeq and is a predicted model, not a curated record. The coding region runs from base 295 to 1623 and encodes 442 amino acids. The transcript has a single exon.